GCACGCAGCUGUCCAAUGUCUCAACCCUCCUUUUUUUCCUCCUUCAGCUGUCACUUUACCUUCGUCCCAAGUCCUCAGUCGUUCAAGUGCAUCCUUUCCCUACGCAUGCGCACUGUCAUAUACUUUAUCGCUCCGCCUCCCAACAACCCGGCGCAAGAAUAUCUUCCGGUGACGUGCUUCCUCUCUGGUCUCAUUGGCAAAGGGCAUUGCAACUUGGUGGGAGGUGCAGAGAGAAUCAUCAUGGUGGCUGGACUACUUGCUAAACCUCAGAUGAGAGGCCUUCUUGGUAAACGUCUCCGCUUCCAUAUUAUUGGGGCUUUCGUUGUCUCUCUGGGGGUUACUGCUAUGUAUAAGUUUGGCGUGGCAGAGCCAAGGAAGAGGGCGUACGCUGACUACUAUAAGAACUUUGAUGCAAUGAAGGAGUACGAAGCCAUGAGGGAAGCGGGCGUAUUCCAAAGUGUGCAACCAAAAGGCCAAUAGAGCGCUCCCUAUUAACAGGAGGAUGAUGCAGAAUUUGCUUCAGAAUAUUCCAAAAUGGACUCUUUGCUGGACAUACUGAAUGCCUCUUAUAUUUUACUAUUCUAUGUAAAUCUGUUUAAAUAUACAAAUGAAAAAUGA
Xenopus laevis (African clawed frog) is the source of this 618-nucleotide messenger RNA. RefSeq lists its product as uncharacterized. The transcript has 4 exons. Bases 16 to 480 code for a protein of 154 amino acids. The record is from RefSeq and is a predicted model, not a curated record. Lineage: Eukaryota; Metazoa; Chordata; Amphibia; Anura; Pipidae.